AUGAUCUACGUUCCGAUGAUUCUCCUUGUGAAAACCUCUCUCAUUUAUACAUUGAUUCGACUUUGGAGCCCAUACCGGGCUAAGGUCGUAUCUCUCUAUAUCUUCCUGACCAUAAUAAUUGCCUAUUAUAUUAUUAUUCUGUUCGUGAAAGUGUUUUCCUGCACUCCAAUCCGCCUAUUGUGGGAGGUCAACGAUUUAUCUGGGUCAUGUCUCAAUCGUUCUGCUAUCAUCAUUGCCGACUCUGUGACUAGUGUGACCACUGAUCUGGCUAUUCUAACAUUUCCGAUAGCCCUCACCUGGGGAUUGCAAAUGGCUGUCUCUAAGAAAAUACAUGUUAUUGUCAUUUUGGGCGCGGGGGGCACUGCUAUUGCAUUCAGCAUCUACCGGCUGGUCCUUGUCGUUCAUUACAGAGAUGCCCCCUUUCAAAGAGAUCUCUUUUUGAGAAUCCUUCUCUCCGAUAACGCCGAGGGUGGCCUAGGUCUCAUUUGCACUUGCAUUCCGGCUAUAAAUAAACUAAUUAGUCAUUUGAAGCAGGAAUACAAUAAGAAGAGGAACUUGAACAAGGGACAAUUUCAGCUCGUUUGA
Molecule: messenger RNA, 585 nt
Organism: Penicillium waksmanii
Lineage: Eukaryota; Fungi; Ascomycota; Eurotiomycetes; Eurotiales; Aspergillaceae
Exons: 2
Coding region: 1-585 (194 amino acids)
Source: RefSeq, a predicted model, not a curated record